GUCCUGCCAGGGGACUUGGGGCCAGUUUCGGAGGUGCCGAAGAGACACCCACGGGGCUGCCCAGGGAGCAGGGUGCCUGCAUCCCUGGGCAGCCAGCUCCCAGCUUGGGGUGGGUGCAGCAGAGGCCCGCGUGACAUUGUGGCUGACAUUCCUCAGCGGCCACGUGGCCCCAACUGGCAGGGACAGCUGCGAUCAGGGGCCGCACCAGCUUUGUUCCCAGGGUGGCGCCCGCUCUCCAUCCAGGCCCUGCUCGCCUCCUGCCUGGUGCUGCUUUCCUGCCCGUGGCUCCGUGGGCAGCCGGCACCGUGGUCCCUGCCAUGAGUGCCUAGAAGCCCGCAGCCACCAGGAUUUCUCCGUGUGCCGGGCAGGGCUCUGGAAGGAUGGGGCAGGACCAGACGAAGCAGCAGAUCGAGAAGGGGCUCCAGUUGUACCAGUCCAACCAGACAGAGAAGGCGCUGCACGUGUGGAUGAAGGUGCUGGAGAAGAGCGCGGACCUCGUGGGGCGCUUCCGCGUGCUGGGCUGCCUGGUCACGGCACACUCGGAGAUGGGCCGCUACAAAGAGAUGCUGAAGUUCGCUGUGGUGCAGAUCGACACCGCUCGGGAGCUGGAGGACGCUGACUUCCUUCUGGAGAGCUACCUGAACCUGGCACGCAGCAACGAGAAGCUGUGUGAGUUUCACAAGACCGUCUCCUACUGCAAGACCUGCCUCGGCCUGCCUGGCACCAGGGCAGGUGCCCAGCUCGGAGGCCAGGUCAGCCUGAGCAUGGGCAAUGCCUUUCUGGGCCUCAGCCUCUUCCAGAAGGCCCUGGAGAGCUUCGAGAAGGCCCUGCGCUAUGCCCACAACAACGAUGAUGCCAUGCUCGAGUGCCGUGUCUGCUGCAGCCUGGGCAGCUUCUAUGCCCAGGUCAAGGACUACGAGAAAGCCCUGUUCUUCCCCUGCAAGGCCGCAGAGCUCGUUAACGACUACGGCAAAGGCUGGAGCCUCAAGUACCGGGCCAUGAGCCAGUACCACAUGGCCGUGGCGUAUCGCCUGCUGGGCCACCUGGGCAGCGCCAUGGAGUGUUGUGAGGAGUCUAUGAAGAUUGCACUGCAGCAUGGGGACCGGCCACUACAGGCACUCUGCCUGCUCUGCUUUGCUGACAUCCACCGGAGCCGUGGGGACCUGGAGACAGCCUUCCCCAGGUACGACUCCGCCAUGAGCAUCAUGACUGAGAUUGGAAACCGCCUGGGGCAGGUGCAGGUGCUGCUGGGUGUGGCCAAAUGCUGGAUAGCCAGGAAGGCACUGGACAAGGCUCUGGAUGCCAUCGAGAAAGCCCAGGACCUAGCCGAGGAAGUGGGGAACAAGCUGAGCCAACUCAAGCUGCACUGCCUGAGCGAGAGCAUCUAUCGCAGCAAGGGGCUGCAGAGGGAGCUGCGUGCGCAUGUAGUGCGCUUCCAUGAGUGCGUGGAGGAGACGGAGCUCUACUGCGGCCUGUGUGGCGAGUCCAUAGGCGAGAGGAACAGCCGGCUGCAGGCCCUGCCCUGCUCCCACAUCUUCCAUCUCAGGUGCCUGCAGAACAAUGGGACACGCAGCUGCCCCAACUGCCGCCGCUCAUCCAUGAAGCCUGGCUUUGUGUGAGUCCCACCAGCAGUCUCGGGCUUCUGCCUCACUUCCCCAUGCUCCUUCUCCACCACCGUGCGGGGGUCCCCUGACUGGCCAUGCCUUGGACCCUCUUUACUCCUGGGGCAGCUGCCGGGGCCUCCUCCAACCUCAGUCAGGGCCCAGGGCCUGCCCACUGUUGCUCGUCCAGGCUCAGCUGCCCUCCCUGACUCUUUGUACUUUGCUCUUUAUAGAAAAAUAAACUGUUUGUACUUGA
Felis catus (domestic cat) is the source of this 1857-nucleotide messenger RNA. RefSeq names its product receptor associated protein of the synapse (gene RAPSN). Gene Ontology annotation, molecular function: acetylcholine receptor binding; protein-membrane adaptor activity. The coding region runs from base 381 to 1619 and encodes 412 amino acids. The record is from RefSeq and is a predicted model, not a curated record. The transcript has 8 exons. Gene Ontology annotation, cellular component: synapse. Gene Ontology annotation, biological process: chemical synaptic transmission. NCBI's taxonomy places the organism in Eukaryota, Metazoa, Chordata, Mammalia, Carnivora, Felidae.